CUUUUGAAGCGGGUGUGUAUCUGGGGCGAAGAUUGCCUUGUCAUUGUAUUCAGAGAGAAACGCGUGGUCAGUGGCACCACCGACAGCUCCUCUGCAGCCUCACUGGUACUUGGUGGUGUGUAAAGUCAGACUUUGAACCAGACAUGGAUUUAGAAAAGAGUGGCAAGGUUUUAGAUCUGUCAGAGCCUCCACAGCAAGAGAAAAGUGUCAUGGAAAAAGAGGUUGUGUCAAAAUUGGAGAUACCAGAGGAAUCCACAGAGCCUGAGAACCCACCAGCUGCUGAUGGAGGAACUGAGCAGCUGCUGCCAAUGAACGGCCAUGGUAAAGAAGUCGAUGACUUGAAAGAAACAGAGGAGGUGAUUGUUACAGAAACAGUUACAUUCUCCGAGGAAACCACCGAAAUGGAAAUCGAGGACACCCUGCUCUUAGAAAAGUCUGUGGAAUCAUUGCCCGUUGUGGUAGCUCCACCAGAACCAGAUGAGUCAUCUGAAAAGAUCUCUGACCCAGUGGCAGUUUUAGACGAAGAACCAGAAAACACCCAGCCUCAAGAGCAGCAAGUGUCAGAGAAUGACCCAGAACCUUUGCUUGUGCAAACACCUCUGGCAGACAUUACUGAACCCGAGCCAGAGAAACUGUCAGAAUCAGUCUCUGAAAAUGAAUUAGAAGCGCAAACCUCUCCUGAUCCAGCAGAAGUACAGCAGCUGGUGGAUACAGAACCACCCAGUCAGGAAGAGACGGUGUCAGAACCAGUGGAAACUGAAACAGAGCUGCAGACUUCAAUGGAUACUCAGUCAGAAGAUGUUGCCAAAGAGAGUGUGGAAGAAGAUGACGUGGCAGUCGAAAAUGACAUGACAGCUGAACCCACAGGGGAGGCAGAAGAAGAAGAAGAAAAACCUGCAGAAAGGGAGACGUUUGCGGAGACUGUGAUAGUGACAGAAGCUUCCUUGGGAAAUACGGUAGAAUCUGAAGAACUGGUUCAGACUGUGUUGGUGACGGAAGCUCCGGCAGAAACGAUGAAAGUCAUGGAGACUGAAUUUGUGGCUGACAUUACCCCAGAAAAGCCAGCAGAAACGGAGAAAGUAAUGGAGACUGAAUUGUUGGCUGACACUACACCAGAAAAGCCAGCAGAAACGGAGAAAGUAAUGGAGACUGAAUUGUUGGCUGACACUACACCAGAAAAGCCAGCAGAAACGGAGAAAGUAAUGGAGACUGAAUUGUUGGCCGACACUACACCAGAAAAGCCAGCAGAAAAAGAGCAACUUGUGGCGACUGAAUUGGUGGCAGACAUUGCACCGGAAAAGCCAGCAGAAAAAGACCAACUUGUGGCGACUGAAUUGGUGGCCGACAUUGCACCGGAAAAGCCAGCAGAAAAAGAGCAACUUGUGGCGACUGAAUUGGUGGCCGACAUUGCACCGGAAAAGCCAGCAGAAAAAGAGCAACUUGUGGUGACUGAAUUGGUGGCCGACAUUGCACCAGAAAAGCCAGCAGAAACGGAGAAAAUAGUGGAUACUGUGCUGGUAUCUGAUGUUUCCUCAGAAAAGCCAGCAGAAGCUGUGACUCUAAAGGAGGAGGCACCGGCUGAAAUUGAAAAUAUAAAACCUGCAGAGGAGAAAAAGGAAGUUGAACCAGAAAAGUCCUUUGAGUCUGAAGCUCUCAAGGGAGUGGAAGCUGCAACAGAGGGUGAAAGUGUUGCAUCCGAGGCGAAAGAUGUCGAACUUGAAAAAGAAGAGGAAACGGUCCCUGCAUCCGGCUCGUUAUUGUUUGCACUCCUGCAACAAGAGCAGACAAAAGACGCCCUGCGAACCUCUCGUACCCUGGUUGUCCUCAGAGGCCUUCCGGGAAGUGGUAAAAGCUUCUUGGCGCGUGCCAUCGCCGACACGUACAAAGACCACUGCUCUAUUUUCUGUGCCGACGAACACGGCGUGAAGCCGGAGAGUCCGGAAACGUCCGCUGAUGGAUACAAGGCUCUGGACGAGGCUGUGGUGGGCUGCUGCAGUGCGGCAGCAGCCUCUUCUGUGCUGGUGGUGGUGGAUGACACCAACCACACCCAGGAACGGCUCGCCCACCUGGGGGAGAUUGCUGACCAGCACCAUCUUGUUGCCGUCUUCUUGGAGCCACGCACUGAAUGGAGUAGGGAUCCUGCACAGCUGACAAAGAAGACCAGGCGUGGACUGGAUGAGGCCCAGCUGGAGGCCAUGAGAGGUCCUCUAGCUGAAAUGUCCCUUCCUCUUUUCUUCGGCUGGUUCCUUCUCUCCUCCGUCCAGGACAAGAUCAGGUGCACAUCCAUGGACUUCCUGAAGACCCUGGACACCUUGGAUGCCUUCAAGAAGCACUUAAUUGACUUCACUGGGAAAGCUGAAAAAGAGGUGGAUUUGGAGCAAUACUUUCAAGCCAAAGGAACCCUCCAUUGCACUACAAAAUUCUGUGACUAUGGGAAAGCAGAGGGUGCCAAAGAUUAUGCGGAGAAUCAAGCAGUUAACGAUCUCUAUGGAUCUGUGUCCGAGCUCUCACUGAGUGCUCUUUUUGUCACUCCGCGUACUGUGGGUGCCAGAGUGUCCCUCACCGAGGAGCAGCUUGUGCUGUGGCCAGCUGAUGCCGAGAAGGAGGCAGAUGUCCCUGCAGCUGCCUCCCUCCCUCGGGGCAGCCGCGCCCACAUCACCCUGGGCUGCUCGGAGGGUGUGGAGCCAGUUCAAACGGGCGUGGAUCUGCUGGAAAUCCUGGCCCUGCAGCAGGAAGGCCAGCAGGGGGAGCUGGUGGAGGAGAUGGAGCUCGGCUCGCUGACCUACUACGGCAGUGGAAGGUGGCUGCUCAGUCUGAGAGAGCCCAUCUGCGCCCCUGCCUGCUUCUCCAGCUACUACGGGCGCAAGGAGGCUGAACCAACCAAAAAGGAACCGGAGCGGAGGAGGAAGCCAAAGUGCACCAUACUGUAGACGGCAAACAUGGGGGUGUGUGUGUGUGGUUGGGAUAACUAGUUGGUUAAAACUUCAGAUUACUCUGUGAAUGGUUUGUGUGUUUGUGCAGCAUUAAGGGUCCAGAUGUAGCCACCCUAAAUCCACAUGCUGUGUGCCUUUUUAUUAUUGAUUUGCACCACAACCCAAGAUGCCUUCAAUCCAGUUAGGCUUGCUGUUAAUGUUCAGUGUCAGGUUUCACAUAUCGCCGCCAGAGUUUCACAACCUGGCUACUUGCUUAGGUGUUAUUAGCUGCAGUUUUAGACCAAGGUAGUGUAUCCUCCUCCCACAGCAGUUCUCUUAAACUUGCAUUUACUCUUCUAUACAUUUUAGUGUUUCUAAGUAUACAGGUGAAAUACUAGGUACUUUCAUUGCAUGCAUUACAGGAAAGCAUUUCAACAGUCACACACUAUUGACCUGCUAAACGUUCCUCUGACGCUCUGACCACCAACACUGUGUCUGGUGUCUCCUUUGUCAUAUCUGUCAUUUUCAUUUCACUAUGUUUACGCAGCCUCGAAAAAAAAAUACCAUAUGGGCCAAAGUUAUCUAUUUGUUUAAGUGUAUUAGAAUGAAUGUCAUUAAUAGAGGUCUUUCCGUUAAAAAUAUUUGCACUCUGUAUUGUUUGUAGCGAGAAUUCUGAUGCAUGUUUCAGCGCUUGCACUUAGAACUUAUGAAAGGCUGUGAAUCCAUGUUGUUUUGCAAUCUUUUCUACUGCGCUAGACUGCACCACGUAUCCCUUUUAUCCUCUUUGAGCAGCACUUCAUGUAUUGCAUUUCUCUUUGUAUCCUCUGUCAUUUUUGAAGGACAACUCCUACUUUGUGUAGCUCUUAUGAAUCCCUAUUUUUGCACUUGUUUUGUACACUUAAUAAAAAAGAACAUGCUUUGCGCCAGGAAUGCAACUUA
This is a messenger RNA of Labrus bergylta (ballan wrasse), 3851 nucleotides long. RefSeq names its product 2',3'-cyclic nucleotide 3' phosphodiesterase (gene cnp). Gene Ontology annotation, cellular component: cytoplasm; membrane. Gene Ontology annotation, molecular function: 2',3'-cyclic-nucleotide 3'-phosphodiesterase activity. Lineage: Eukaryota; Metazoa; Chordata; Actinopteri; Labriformes; Labridae. Gene Ontology annotation, biological process: cyclic nucleotide catabolic process. The record is from RefSeq and is a predicted model, not a curated record.